CUCUUCACCUCCGAGGUGACAAUGGAGAGUGCAGAGUGCGUGACCUUGUGCCCUUCGUGCACCAGGUCGGAGGUCACACUGGAAUGAUGAAGUACGACGAGGCCACCGUGUGUAAACCGGUCUUCCCGGCCGAGCUCCACUUCUACGAGAUGCUCACACCAGAACUGGCCAAAUUCACUCCAGCUUUCAAAGGAGUUGUCCAUGUUUUCGUUCAAGAAGAAGAUGAUGGCUCGUUGAGCGUCCGAGCCUACCCAAUAAGGUCACAGCACCAGACUAGCACCGGCCCAAUGUACCCCAGCAAUGGACAAGUCUGGGUCCAGACUCGGCAGAAGAAGAUGACAGGAAAAGUUCCGAGUUGUCACAGCAACAAAGGACAAGUCCUACGCAGCAUUGAAACCCUUCCAGAGUUUAUCCUUUUGGAGAAUCUGACCUCCAAGUUUCGCUCCCCGUGCAUCCUGGACGUCAAGCUAGGGACGAAGACCUACCACAAGGACCACUCAGAAGCCAAACGGCAGCUGCAUAUCGACCGCGAUGCGGCAACCACCACGGCCACGCUAGGCCUACGCCUUUGUGGCAUGCAGGCCAGCAAAGGCUCUUACAAAUGCCGCAACAAGUACGAUGGACGCCGCCUGGGCAAGGACGGCCUCCGGAGUGCACUACGCGAGUACUUCUCAACCAGCGACGAAGUCAGGAUGGAACUCCUGCCUCCCUUUAUUGAGAAAUUGGAGGCACUCCUCCAA
Messenger RNA from Strongylocentrotus purpuratus (purple sea urchin), 740 nucleotides. Its product is annotated as inositol hexakisphosphate kinase 2-like. The transcript has 4 exons. The annotation marks the transcript as partial. Gene Ontology annotation, biological process: phosphatidylinositol phosphate biosynthetic process; inositol phosphate biosynthetic process. Gene Ontology annotation, molecular function: inositol hexakisphosphate kinase activity. The record is from RefSeq and is a predicted model, not a curated record. Gene Ontology annotation, cellular component: cytoplasm; nucleus. Lineage: Eukaryota; Metazoa; Echinodermata; Echinoidea; Camarodonta; Strongylocentrotidae.